Molecule: messenger RNA, 4575 nt
Organism: Hypanus sabinus (Atlantic stingray)
Lineage: Eukaryota; Metazoa; Chordata; Chondrichthyes; Myliobatiformes; Dasyatidae
Product: mucin-2-like
Exons: 3
Coding region: 2571-4439 (622 amino acids)
Source: RefSeq, a predicted model, not a curated record
CUUUGUCAGCAGAAUCACCUUUUAGUUACAUCACAGCCAAAGCCAAAAACAAAACAAACAUCACAAUAAUACAAUGACCACAAGUACUGGUAAAUAUGCAACAGCAUACUUUUACUGUUGUAGCUGGUGAAAUGUUAGUGCUGCUACUUCUGGAUAUGUAUCAGUACUUACAAGUAGAUUAAAUAAAAUCAAGAAUAAAGACAGUAAAAUAUUUGCAAUACAUCUACUGUCAAUUCCACACACAUGCAACGAAUAAAUGAUUUUUCUUGCUGGAGGUGACUACAUAUUCAUCUGUAUUUAUAAGUGAAUAACAAACGAUUUCUAUGAUGUGUGUUUUCAAAAUGGCAUAGCAUUUUAGAAGUAAGAAUAUAUUGGAGAUAUUAGUGUGUACAGCAAAGAUGGUGGGAAGGCAGGGGAAAAAGGUAAAAUUAAACCAACAUUUUAAUCAAGUUUAAUAUCACCGGCAUGUGUCAUGAAAUUUGUUAUCUUUGCGGCAGUACAGUGCAACACAUAAUAAUAGGAAAAUGCGAAUAUUUAUUAAGUAUAUUUAUUAAAUAAUUAAAUUAAAUAAGUAGUGCAAAAAUAGGAAUUUAAAUGUAGUGAGGUCAUGUUCAUGGGUUCAGGGUCCAUUCAGAAAUUGGAUGGCAGAGGGGAAAAAAAUUGUUCCUGAAUCAUUCAGUGUGUGCCUUCAGGCUUCAGUACCUCCUUCCUGAUGGUAGCAAUGAGAAGAGGGUGAUGCCACCUUUUUGAGGCAUCACUCCUUGAAGAUGUCCUAGAUACUUAAAGCAGAAGUUGAUAGUUUCCUGAUUGGUCAGGGCAUCAAGGGAUAUGGUGAGUGGGCAGGUAUAUGGGGUCGAAUAGGAUCCGGGAUCAGCCAUGAUGAAAUGCAGGAGUGGACUCAAUGGCUGAAUGACCUAAUUCUGCUCCUAUGUCUUACAUCUAUAGUCUUAUACUACAGAGGCUAGUGCUCAUGAUGGAGCUGACUAUAUUUGACUUAAUACAGCCGUAAGUUUUACUGCCAACUAUAUUAAAUGGAUGAUAGUGUUACACAAUUAAGCAAAUAACCAGCCAUUAACUUAACUAACAGACAAACAUGCAGUUAAUUUUUUACUGUGAAAUGAAUAAAACAGAAGGCUUUAUUGACAAAUCAAUAAAUAUUCACAAAACAUAAAACACAUCUGGCGCUGAAAGCUCCGAAUGAACAACCUUUUGAUCUUUUUUACCCAAAGCUGUAGACAUUCAAUGUCUGAAGUUCAGGCCAUCUCUGAAAAGCUUCAAAUAUUCUUGUUGAAAUUUAGCACCAAGUUGAUGCAAUAAACAGGAAUGUAAUUUGACACAAUUGGACUGUUUUAAAGAGGUUAUUGCAAAUGAAGCUUACUUUAAUAUGUUGAAGGAAGAAAUAAAAAUCAAAACUGUAUUUGAGCUUGGGGUAAAUUUUUCUCCAUGCUAUUUUGAAGUGAAAUCAGAUAAAUAUACUUCAUAAAUAAGUUUAGAAAUUGGGUACAAAUGAAUCAAGCUGCGCUUUUUAUUUAUUUUUUUUUAAAGAAUUUUAAGUAAAGUAGUUAGAGUUGUGAAUUUCUCAAUCUGUUCUUGCUCUGGAGAAGCAUAGAUUAUUAUUGCAAGGCCGAAUAAAGCAAAGUUCUAUUUUGCUGAAGGCUCAAGGAACUCAUUGCAAUGGAGAAACUUGCACACUGAAUAGGUCCUUUCCUUCACAACCCCCACAAGUAUCUGCACUGGGACCCUUGCUACUUGUAAUAAAUGUGAAUGAUUUGGAUGUAGAUGUAAGUGACAUGAUUGGCAGAUUUCCAGAUUGAUGCACCAUCAAUAACUCUUGGAGACGUGAGGCAGGCUUUUAUUAGCUGGAAGAGAGCACUAUCAGCAGCAAGAGACCAUCACACAACAUCCUGGAGACUGAGGGAGGAUCAGUGCCUCCAAUCGCCUUUAUCCAGGGGUCUGUGGGAGGAGCCACAGGAGCAGUCAGCGGGGGAGGGAGGGCGUGUCCAGACAGGUAUACGUAGUUCACCACACAGAUGUCACUAGGAUUUGUUGAUAACUAGUCUCUGCUCCAGGUUUUGAUGCUUUGCUGAAAUGAGCUAAGAAAUGGGAGAUAGAUUUAAAUGCUGUGAUGCAUUCUGGGAGCACUAAUAAGGCUAGAAAAUACAUCCUGUAUCAGGACUACUGUGGAACAAAGAGACCUUGGUAUGCAAGUCCAAAGAUCCUUGGAUCUUAAAGAUGGUGACCAAAACUGUAUCCACACUCCACGUGUCCUCACCAACGCCCUGCACAGUUGUAACAAUAUUAUUUUUUAAACUCCAAUCUCUUGCAAUAAAGACCAAUAUUCCAUUGCUACUUCAACUACUUGCUAACCUUGUAUUGCAAGUAAGCGCAGUGCAGAGGAACUUCCCUCUGGUUGAAUAAAAAUCUGCUCCUCAAUUGCUCAUGUCAAAGUAUACAAUCUCAUUUUCACACAUUUAACUCCAUUUGCCAAAUUUUUACCCAAGCACUCACACCAUCCACAGUAAAAUUCCAAAAAUCUCUCUAUCUGAAAGCAACUUUAGGCUCAUUGGGUGAUGUUCCCACAUUCCUCCUCCACGAACAAAGUCCUCUAUUCCCACACACCUCCUCCACUCAGUAGGUCCUCUGUUCCCACACUCCUCUCCACUCACCAGGUCCUCUGUUCCCACACACCUCUCCACUCACCAGGACCUCUGUUCCCACACUCCUCUCCACUCACCAGGUCCUCUGUUCCCACACACCUCUCCACUCACCAGGUCCUCUGUUCCCACACUCCUCUCCACUCACCAGGUCCUCUGUUCCCACACUCCUCUCCACUCACCAGGUCCUCUGUUCCCACACACCUCUCCACUCACCAGGUCCUCUGUUCCCACACUCCUCUCCACUCAGUAAGUCCUCUGUUCCCACACUCCUCUCCACUCACCAGGUCCUCUGUCCCCACACACCUCCUCCACUCAGUAAGUCCUCUGUUCGCACACUCCUCUCCACUCACAAAGUGUUCCCACACACCUCUCCACUCACCAGGUCCUCUGUUCCCACACACCUCUCCAAUCAGUAGGUCCUCUGUUCCCACACACCUCUCCACUCACCAGGUCCUCUGUUCCCACACUCCUCUCCACUCACAAGGUCCUCUGUUCCCACACACCUCCUCCACUCACCAGGUCCUCUGUCCCCACACACCUCCUCCACUCAGUAAGUCCUCUGUUCCCACACUCCUCUCCACUCACCAGGUCCUCUGUCCCCACACACCUCCUCCACUCAGUAAGUCCUCUGUUCCCACACUCCUCUCCACUCACAAAGUCCUCUGUCCCCACACACCUCCUCCACUCAGUAAGUCCUCUGUUCCCACACUCCUCUCCACUCACCAGGUCCUCUGUUCCCACACUCCUCUCCACUCACCAGGUCCUCUGCUCCCACACACCUCUCCACUCACCAGGUCCUCUGUUCCCACACUCCUCUCCACUCACCAGGUUCUCUGUUCCCACACUCCUCUCCACUCACCAGGUCCUCUGUUCCCACACUCCUCUCCACUCACCAGGUCCUCUGUCCCCACACACCUCCUCCACUCAGUAAGUACUCUGUUCCCACACUCCUCUCCACUCACCAGGUCCUCUGUUCCCACACUCCUCUCCACUCACCAGGUCCUCUGCUCCCACACACCUCUCCACUCACCAGGUCCUCUGUUCCCACACACCUCUCCACUCACCAGGACCUCUGUUCCCACACUCCUCUCCACUCACCAGGUCCUCUGUUCCCACACACCUCUCCACUCACCAGGUCCUCUGUUCCCACACACCUCUCCACUCACCAGGUCCUCUGUUCCCACACUCCUCUCCACUCACAAGGUCCUCUGUUCCCACACUCCUCUCCACUCACCAGGUCCUCUGUUCCCACACUCCUCUCCACUCACCAGGUCCUCUGUUCCCACACACCUCUCCACUCACCUGGUCCUCUGUUCCCACACUCCUCUCCACUCACCAGGUCCUCUGUUCCCACACACCUCUCCACUCACCAGGUCCUCUGUUCCCACACUCCUCUCCACUCACCAGGUCCUCUGUUCCCACACACCUCUCCACUCACCAGGUCCUCUGGUCCCACACUCCUCUCCACUCACCAGGUCCUCUGUUCCCACACACCUCUCCACUCACCAGGUCCUCUGUUCCCACACACCUCUCCACUCACCAGGUCCUCUGUUCCCACACUCCUCUCCACUCACCAGGUCCUCUGUUCCCACACUCCUCUCCACUCACCAGGUCCUCUGUUCCCACACUCCUCUCCACUCACCAGGUCCUCUGUUCCCACACACCUCUCCACUCACCAGGUCCUCUGUUCCCACACUCCUCUCCACUCACCAGGUCCUCUGUUCCCACACUCCUCUCCACUCACAAAGUCCUCUGUUCCCACACUCCUCCUCCACUCAGUAAGUCCUCUGUUCCCACACUCCUCUCCACUCACCAGGUCCUCUGUUCCCACACUCCUCUCCACUCACCAGGUCCUCUGUUCCCACACACCUCUCCACUCACCAGGUCCUCUGUUCCCACACUCCUCUCCACUCAGUAG